GACUGAGCACAGCAACACCGGCAGAGAGUCAGUGAUCCCCAGCUGAUCUCAGUGUCGGGGGGCAUCUUCGCUCUGAUUUCCACCCGAGAGGCAAUUCAACCUGUGAACACCGUCUUCCCUCCUUCACAAGGUUUGGACAGUGAGCCUGGUGAAAGGUCAUGACCACGUUAAGGAGGAAGCUGGUGGUGGUUGGCGAUGGUGGCUGUGGUAAGACCAGCCUGUUGUUUGUCCUGAGCAAAGACGAGUUCCCCGAAGGUUAUGUCCCUACCAUCUUCGACACCUACGUGGCGGAUAUCAUGGUUGAUGAGAGGUUGGUGGAGCUGGCGCUGUGGGACACGGCUGGUCAGGAGGACUAUGACCGCCUACGGCCCCUGUCCUACCCUGACACCGACGUCAUCCUCAUCUGCUUCUCCGUGGACAGCCCCGACUCGCUGAGGAACAUUCCGGACAAGUGGAUGCCCGAGGUCAGGCACUUCUGCCCCGGUGUGCCAGUGGUACUGGCGGGUAACAAGAAGGACCUGAGGAGUGACCAGCGAGUGUGGAAGGAGCUGGCCCGGAGCAAGAAGGAGCCUAUCCGGUGGGAAGAGGGCCAGGCCGUGGCUGAGAGGAUCGGGGCCUACCAUUACCUGGAAUGCUCAGCCAAGACCAAGGAAGGCGUCUGGGAGGUGUUUGAAACCGCCACCAGGGCCACCUUGAAAGCCUCGAGGAUGGGAUGUUUCAGCUGCCGGUGCUCCCUGCUUUAAGACAAACUCCCUGAAACCGGCCAACAAUCCAGCAACGUGUCUGAGCAGCAACACGGCUCUAACCGAGGGGUGGGGGGAGAAAUAUAGAUCGC
This is a messenger RNA of Rhincodon typus (whale shark), 835 nucleotides long. Its product is annotated as rho-related GTP-binding protein RhoB-like. Gene Ontology annotation, molecular function: GTP binding; GTPase activity. Gene Ontology annotation, biological process: small GTPase-mediated signal transduction. Lineage: Eukaryota; Metazoa; Chordata; Chondrichthyes; Orectolobiformes; Rhincodontidae. The record is from RefSeq and is a predicted model, not a curated record. The transcript has a single exon. Bases 159 to 743 code for a protein of 194 amino acids.